AUGCUGUGGAAAUAUUGUGUGAGUCCGCUGGCUGAUCGUUGGCAGAUCGAUUAUGGCAGAUUGUACAUGUAUGAUCAUCGGAGAUGUCAUAUUGACUCUUCGACGUUUCACCUUCAACUUUCAAUUUUCUUUUUCGUUCUCUAUUCUUUUUUUCUGUUCUCUUUCCAUUUAUUUUGUCAUUCUAUUUCUCCUUUCUUUCUUUCUUUCUUUCUUUCUUUCUUUCUUUCUUUCUUUCUUUCUUUUCCCACUUUCUUUUUCUUUAUUAAUGAUUCCUCACUAGUUUCCUUUCCCCAUUACGCAUCUCUUUUCGUUACCCCUUCAUUUUCCCUUUAUUCUUUUCUUUUUUUUUUACACAUACUCUUGAAUUUUCUAAAAAUUCUCACAAUUCUUUCUUUCUUUCUUUCUUUCUUUCUUUCUUUCUUUCUUUCUUUCUUUCUUUCUUUCUUUCUUUCUUUUCCCACUUUCUUUUUCUUUAUUAAUGAUUCCUCACUAGUUUCCUUUCCCCAUUAA
Molecule: messenger RNA, 510 nt
Organism: Acanthosepion pharaonis
Lineage: Eukaryota; Metazoa; Mollusca; Cephalopoda; Sepiida; Sepiidae
Source: the annotation of a GenBank genome assembly